Messenger RNA from Triticum dicoccoides, 1217 nucleotides. RefSeq lists its product as uncharacterized. The transcript is spliced from 3 exons. Lineage: Eukaryota; Viridiplantae; Streptophyta; Magnoliopsida; Poales; Poaceae. Bases 205 to 684 code for a protein of 159 amino acids. The record is from RefSeq and is a predicted model, not a curated record.
GGCCAUUAGCAUUCGCAGCCGUCGGAUCGUCAGCUUUGGGUGUUUUCGGCUGUCAGGUUUUCUUUAGCCCACGCCAGCUCGCUUUGUUAUGAUUGCCACUGCUCUGGUAACAGACUCCUACCAUUCCGUCUGUCCAGCCAGAAACAAAGCUUGUACAACCCUCUUUUCGUUCGCACGGAUGCAAGCAUCCCGUGACGGCCGAAGAUGGCUCAUGUUGACUGCACUGUGAUCUGGCCGAUGCGACCGAUGUCGUCCCACGCCCACUGUGCUUUAGCUCCAAACGAUACGGUGUGCCUCCAUUAUAGAACUGAUUUGCAGGGAAAGGCGAAGCGGCACCGUGGCUGUUCGGUGAAGCAGGCAUGUGAAGUUGAUCCGCCGGGAGAUUCAUCAGUUUCUCGCCUGUAUUUAUGUGAGCUUCGUCGGGUGACGCUCUCCCACCCCCACAGAUCCUUCUGCAACUAUGGUUUUCGGCUAGGUUUUCACUCUGUCUUCAUUUUUCUUUUCCCGAUGAUUCCCUAUUUUACCCGAUUUCAUUGUGUCUGCCUUUCCAGUCACAUAUUUGUACAUGUGGUGUUCAUCCAAGACUCCUGGUUCUCUGGGAAAAUAAUCUUGGAGUCUGGUUCUCAUAUUAAGUUUUGUGGAAAUCUUCACUUGAAAAUCUGCAAUGUCUGCAAGGAGGGAUAGCCAUGGAUACAUCAGCCCAAGAUUCACAUUUGGAUCUGACAUAGGGAACACGAGACCUCUGCCAUUAGUGUCGGAUGGUUCUUCAUGGUACUUCAUCCACUCCUUGGGGUAGCUCUAGAAUUUCGGCCCUUUUGAUAUUAUAGUUAAUUUGACAAGUAUCUAUUCGACAAGUUUGGGUGGUGAUUCUCUCUUGUGUAGUUUUUACCUUACGUGCAGUAAUUUUUUUUGCUUUUACACAACAUGAAAAUAUGAUUUACGCAAGCUGAAAUCAUGGAGAAAUGGCCUGUUGUUAAUUUUGUGCCGCUGAUACAACAUCUCAGAUUUAGUGCCCUGUUGUUGUUCGGUAUCCAUCUUCGGAUUUGGAGGCUCACUGAUACUACGCUGCGUACAUAUCUCCUGGCCUUAAGAGUCUUAGAUGAGACAUCUCGUUGCAUGAGAACUACGUGUGUGUUCCUUGUAUAUGUUACUUCCUAACAAUCCUUGUACUAAUUACAACACAUAUACUUAUUUUAAAGAAGAAAUUGUUCAACUAA